Molecule: messenger RNA, 1137 nt
Organism: Harmonia axyridis
Lineage: Eukaryota; Metazoa; Arthropoda; Insecta; Coleoptera; Coccinellidae
Product: NADH dehydrogenase [ubiquinone] 1 alpha subcomplex assembly factor 2
Exons: 2
Coding region: 257-679 (140 amino acids)
Biological process (GO): mitochondrial respiratory chain complex I assembly
Cellular component (GO): membrane
Source: RefSeq, a predicted model, not a curated record
CCGAACGAAGAAAAGUGCAGACGGUGCGAAAGGUGUGAUUUGCCCGCCUUGCCGAACGCUUAGGGAGUUUACGGUGGGAAUGGUGCGAACGAUGACAUAUACCGAACGCAAUAAUGAACGCUCGUUACCUAUAAACAUCGAGCCCAAUAAAAUAGAAAAAGUUCCAGAGUCCUAGUCUAUGAUCGUAGCAUGUUAACCUAAAAAAAUUAUUUAAUUGUCAAUGUCCAAUAAUCUGAAAUCAAUAAAACUGUAAAAGAUGGCCCAAGAACCUUCGAGGCGAUUAUGGAUGAUUGCUUUGAAAAGCUUUAUAGAUUCUUUCAAACCAAGACAACUUUCUGGCAAUCUAAGAGGAACAGAUUAUAUGGGUAAUAAAUAUUUUGAAAUUCCUAAAAGUUCCAAUAGACAGAGAACAUCUAGAUGGUUCGAACCGCCACAAAAAGACAAUUUUCUUCAGGAAGUACCAGCCGAAUGGGAAGCCUGGUUGAGGGGGCGAAGACGAGAACCCCCAUCAGAGGAAGAAGUCCUCAAAAACUUAGCCGUAAUGAAUUUAAAAAAGAAAAACGCUGUAAAAGUUGAAGCUAAGGCUGGAAAGAAAACACCUAUGCAGAAAGGAAUUGAAACGUUUCCUACCUAUGAGGAAUAUGAGAGAAUUCCGGGAAAGAAUUCUAAAGACUCUUGAAAUGCAUUAUCCUACAUUAUGAUAAUGAUGGUGUGAUUAGAUUAGACUUGAAUUAUUCAAAUAUACUUAUUUCAAUUUAUAAAGAUACCCAAAAUUGAAGAAUUCUUAUAAUUUGCUAUUAACUUUGUUACCUAGCAGCAAUUUUGACUUUUUCAUUCACCAAAUUUCUGUCAAAAAGUAAAUUAUUGAAGUAUGAAAUGUUGAAUUUCACAAAAUAACAGUACAUUUGAACGAAUUGGAAAUACCUACAUGAGUGCCUAGUGAAAAAAAUAUUGAUGUUUUACUUUAUUUUCAACAUUCUUGGUAGUGCCUUCAUGAUUUAUAUCAUAUGGAUCAACUUGUACCUCUUUUACCUAUGGGCAAGACACAAUAUAAUAUGUAAUUAGUGCCUCUUAAACUUCACAUUGAAUAUUUUACAGCUUCAAUAAAAUGAACCUAGAAUACUUAAUGCAAACUAA